CACUUUUUACACUUGAUCCCAAGCAAGCAAGGUGGCCGCUCUCAAGCUUCUCUCUGGUCGGACGCAAUGUGAAUAUCCCAUUAGUCUUAAAAUCUUAUUUUUUUUAACAUAUUCAUCCCAGCUGAGUUCAUCUUGAUUUUGAGAAAUAAAACGAUAUUAGUCAAAGAAUUUGUCACUCAAUAUAAAACAUUUGUAUAAAAUCAUACAUCAUACAUAAUCGAAGAACUUUGAACAUCUAAUUUUAUAAGGUUAGAAAAUUUAUUAUUCAACUAAAUAACUGUUAUAUAUAAUUACCAGAGUGCGACAUAUCUCCAUAUUCAUAGAAAUUUAACAAAUAUAAAUCUAUGGAAAAUCUCACAGAAUAUAGCAUGAAUAAGAGCAUAGACACUUUAUCAGAGGAGAUCGAUGAGUUACUGCUACGAAAGUUAGAGUUAAUAGAAGAAAAGAUUCGUGAAACUAUUCAGAUGGAAUGGUUACUGAAGGAUGGUUACAUUGAGUUGGCAAAAGCAAAAUAUAUUUGUGGAAAGGAAAAUAUUGGUAUUCUGCAGGUACCAAGUAAUACAGAUACCAUGAUAUCCUUAUUUAACUUGGAAACUAAAAUCAUGAAUGAAAAUGAUGAUACAAGAUCAUGUUUUGACAUUAGUUUAAAAAACUUCAAUAAUGAAGUGAAUAAACCAGCAGAUCCUAUAAAAUGGUUUGGUAUAUUAGUUCCACAAAACUUAAAGAAUAGUCAACAACGUUUCCAGGAAUCUGUUUAUCACGCUAUAAAGAUAGCAAAUAUACAAAUGCAACUUGUCUCAGUAUUCUCUAAACUUCAAAAAUUAUAUAUACAAAAAAACAAUUUACUUUGUCAAAAUGGUCUUACAUCUUAAUGGUUUUUUUCUCUAUUGUAUGGGUUUCUACAGAUUUUAUUAUGUUUAAAAAGACUUAGACUUAUGUUAUUUACUAAACUAUAUAUAAAUCUAAUUAUAACAGGAAAAUAUUAUAUUUUUUUGAAGAUGUAAAAAAAUUAAAUUAUUAAAUAAUAUAUGACCUAUA
Molecule: messenger RNA, 1038 nt
Organism: Odontomachus brunneus
Lineage: Eukaryota; Metazoa; Arthropoda; Insecta; Hymenoptera; Formicidae
Product: coiled-coil domain-containing protein 115-like
Exons: 3
Coding region: 345-872 (175 amino acids)
Biological process (GO): vacuolar proton-transporting V-type ATPase complex assembly
Cellular component (GO): extrinsic component of endoplasmic reticulum membrane
Source: RefSeq, a predicted model, not a curated record